UUGAAAAAAAUAUUAUUUUUUCCGAAACGGAGGUAGUGUUAUGAAAGCGGGUCUAAUAUAAAGAUUCUAACCUAGGGGGACCAAACUCUAAUAUUCCCAUUCCCGUGACACGCCAAAAUAUAAGGUACUACGCGCUCAAAUUUCUCCGUCUGACAGUUUCAGCUUUUUUCUUUCUCUUACUCUAUUCCCCAAAAAUAAAUUUCAUUUCCAUUUUUUUUUUCUUUCUCAACAUUAUUUUUCUAGGGUUUCGUUUUCCCCCUUUCCCCUCUCGUCUGUUGAAGAAACCUGAAGUAGUUGUAGACGACGGCGAAGAAGAAGAGUUUUAGUGUGAAAUUGUAAGUACAAGAAGUAGUAGUGACUGGAAGUGAAGUUUGAGAAUGGCAUCAACUUCUGGUACUAAAGAAACUGACGAACCUUCUUCGUCUUUCUUCUUCUCCUGGUACUAAAGAUUUGAUAGAUCAUGUGUUUUCUUGGAGUAUUGAAGAUAUACUCAAUGAUGAUCUCUACAGAAAUAAGGUGGAAAGGAUACCUAAGCGUUUUGAGUCGGUACAACAUUAUCUUGGUUCUUAUACUAUGCCGUUGCUGGAAGAAACUCGAAUCGAGAUAUGUUCACAAAUGGAGUUUAUGUCAGGUGUACCUCACGCUGAAGUAAUCUCAGUAGAGGAGUCGAAGCUGGAUGGGGGGUCAUUCUUGUAUUAUAUCAAGAUCGACUCUUGGAGAAAUCGGUAUGGUGUAUGUGGCAAAGAACCUUACAGUCCAAAACCUUCGGAUCUGUUUCUUUUGGGUGAUAAUGUACCUGAAGUUGCUGCAGACUUGCAACGGUUUGGAAGCAGUUGGUCUUUGGCUUCAGUUGUAGAAGAUGUGAAAGAGUCCGAUUCUGUAGGGCACGAAGACAGACUUAUAUGCUUUCAGAUUAAGUCAUCAAAACCCAUAUAGAUAGAGAUGAAAGAGGGCAGGCGGAAAUCACUUUUUGUGGUGUUUCUUGUAAACUUGGCAACGAAUACUAGAACAUGGAAGGCGUUACAUAUGUCCCGAAACUUGAACCUCAUCAAGGAAAUUCUGUGUGCCAAUUCCAUGGUACAGGAAAAUUGCGGUCUCUGUUCUGCACAAGUUGACAGGACUUGGGCCGGAAAAGUUGAUUCACAAUCAUUACUGGCUCUUAAUAAAUCUCAAAGAUCAGCGGUCUUGGGUACUAUAUCUGCAGUGCACUGUAACCACAGUUCUUAGGGUGAAACUUGUUUGGGGUCCACCUGGGACAGGAAAAACCAAAACCAUCAGUAUACUACUGUAUAACUUGCAAAGUAUGAAUUAUAGAACUCUUGCUUGUGCCCAAAAAAUAUUGCAGUUGCUGAACUUGCGGUACGUGUGUUAAAACUUCACAAAGAUGCUUGUGAAUCAGACUUGCGAAAGAACAGGCCAGGUUGUUCAUUAGGGGACUUUCUCUUGUUUGGAAAUAUGAAUAGAUUGGAGUUAUAUGAUGUUCUUGGGAAGAUUUAUGUGGAUCAUCGUGUGGAUAGUCUUGUAGAUUGUUUUGCUCCAUUAACUGGUUGGAAGAAGCAUUUUGAUUCUAUGGUGGAUUUACUUGAAGAUUGUGUAACUCAGUAUCAUUUGCUUUUGGAGAAUGAAGUAAAUGCAGAGGUUCAUGUAAUGGAGAAAAGUGGAACUAAUUCUGAAGUCCACAUGUCACUUCUCAAGUUUGCGAGAGACCGAUUCAGAGCUUUAGUGGUACCCCUCAAAAGAAGCAUCAGAAUAUUAUGCACCCAUCUCCCUAAAAGACUUAUGCUGCCAGACAAUUUCGAAAAGAUGGUUACACUUUUUGGUUUGCUUGAUACUUUCGAAAAUCUGCUCUCUCAAACUCAGGUGGCUGACAAGGAAUUGGAAGAACUCUUUGCACGGCAAGAAAAUUAUUCUGAGGAGGCACAAGGGAGUAGAGCAUCUAAUUAUAUUUCAGACACAUUACACAACAUGAGAGUUGAAAUUGUGCAGGUUCUAAGAUCUGUUGGUCGUUCUCUCGGUGAUCAUCUUCCAAGUUCCACAGACAGAAGUUUUUUAACUGAGUUCUGUUUGAAAAAUUCAUCCCUCACUUUUUCCACAGUGUCAAGCUCAUAUAAUCUGCAUGAGGUAGACCUGGAACCACUAGAUCUUUUGGUAAUCGAUGAAGCUUCCCAGUUGAAAGAGUUUGAAUCAGUGAUUCCCAUGCAGCUUGAAGCUAUACGACAUGCUAUCCUAAUUGGUGAUGAGUGCCAUCCACAAGCUAUGGUCAAAAGCAGGGUGUCUGACGAAGCUGGCUUUGGAAGAAGUCUAUUUGAAAGGUUGGGUUUGUUUGGGCAUUCAGAGGACCUUCUCAACAUGCAAUACAGAAUGCAUCCUGCAAUAAGCUCUUUCCCUAAUCGCAAAUUUUACAAAGACCAGAUUAUAGAUGCUCCAAGUGUUCUUUGUGAAAAUUUUCGAAGAAAUUAUCUACAAGGACCUAUGUUUGGUCCCUACUCGUUCAUAAAUAUUUCUUAUGGAUGGGAGGAGCCAGAUGAAGCUGGGCAUGGUAUAAAAAAUAUGGUUGAAGUGGCAGUUGUAAUGGCAAUAGUACGAAACCUUUAUAAAGUGUGGGAAGGCUCAAAGCAUAGCUUAACCGUUGGUAUUAUAUCUCCAUACACUGCCCAAAUUCUGCAAUAGAGCAUAAAGUUCGUCCGAAAUAUGAGAAGCUGAAGGGUUUUAUAGUAAAGGUGAUGUCUGCAGAUGGAUUCUAUGGUGGCGAGGAAGAUGUCAUAGUAAUAUCUACUGUCGGGUUUAAUCAUAGUGGGGGAUCAGAUGGGUUCCUUUCUAAUCCGCAAUGUGCUAAUGUUGCUCUGACACGGGCUAGGCACUGCCUUUGGAUUUUGGGGAAUGACAAAAAGUUGUGUAAAAUUGGUUCUUUCUGGGAAGAAUUAUUAUGUGAUGCGAAGCAGCGGCAAUGUUUUUUUAAUGCUGAUGAAGAUGAAGAGCUAGUGAAAGCAAUGAUCAAGGCCAACAAAGAGCUUGAUCAGUUAGAUAAUUUACUUAAUGAAGAUAGUAUGCUUUUCAAAAGUGCAUUGUGGAAGGUCCUGUUCAGCAAUAACUUUAGGAAGUCAUUUGGGACGUUGAAGUCAUCACAAACACAAAAGUCCGUGGUUAAUCUAUUGGUUAAACUUUCCAAUGGCUGGCGUCCGAAGAAGGUUAAGGUUGAAGCUAUGUGUGCUAACUCAGUCCAGCUUGUAAAACAGUACAAGAUUGGUAGGCUUUACAUUAUUUCUAGCGUUGAUGUUGCAAAAAUAUUCAUGUUACACCCAAGUUUUAAAGAUAUGGGAUAUUUUACCUCCUGAGGAGAUACGUAAACUAGUGAAGAGUCUGAACAAAAUAUUUUAAAGACAGUUCAAGUGAAGGGGUGUCAGAUGGGAGAUGUUACAUUGAGAACUCAAAAGUGAGAGAUAGUCUAUUGCUUAUGAAAUUCUACUCCUUAUCAGCUGGUUUAGUGAACCAUUUGCUGUCGGGAAGUGAUGGAAAAGAGCUUGAUCUUCCUUUUGAAGUAACAGAUAAAGAGUCAGAUAUCAUUCUUUUCCCUAGAAGUACUUUCAUUCUUGGGAGGUCUGGAACAGGGAAAACCACUGUUUUGACAAUGAAAUUGUUCCAAAAGGAGCAGCAACACUACUUUUCUUCUAAAGGAUUUGUGGAAGCCAUGGGAGAUAUUUCUUUGAGUGCUCCAUCUGGGAGUGUGUGCAGAGUGGUUGGGGAUGAGACAAAAGGUAAUGUCUUACGGCAAUUGUUCGUCACAGUCAGCCCAAAACUAUGCUCUGCCGUUAAAAACCAAAUUUCUAACUUGAAAAGCUUUAUCAGCAAGGGCAAGGCCUCAGCAGAACACAGUUUCAUUGAAUUGCCUGAUGUCGAUGAUGCAGUUCAGUUUCGAGAUAUACCAGAUUCUCUUAAUGAAAUUCCACCUGAAAGUUAUCCACUGGUCAUAACAUUUCAGAAAUUUUUAAUGAUGCUUGAUGGAAGUAUGGGAAAUUCGUAUUUUGAUAGAUUUAGUGAGAUUAGGGAACUUUCACAAUUUAAAAUUGCAGCCUCAGGGUCAUUUGCUUUGCGUGCUCUUAUAAGAACAAAAGAGGUCAAUUAUGAAAGAUUCAACUCAAUUUACUGGCCUCAUUUUGAUUGCCAGAUGACCAAGAAGCUUGAUUCUUCUAUGGUUUUUAUUGAGAUAAUUUCACACAUAAAAGGUGGGCUAUUUGCUGGAAGGCUACCUGAUAAUAUACUUAGUCGGGAUGAUUACAUAUUACUAUCUGAGGGACGGGUGUCAUGCAUAAGCAGGGAAAGAAGGGAGAUGAUUUUAUGAUAUUUUCCUAGAAUACGAGAAGAAGAAAUUACUAAAUGAUGAGUUUGAUUUGGCUGAUUUUGUGAUUGACCUUCACUGUCGGCUGAGAACUGGUUGCUACAAGGGUGAGGAAAUGAAUUUUGUGUAUACUGAUGAAGUACAGGAUCUCACCAUGAGACAGAUUGGUCUUUUUAAAUAUAUUUGCAGAAAUUUUGUGGAAGGACUGGCGAUACUGCGCAAACUAUUGCUGGUGGGGUUGAUUUUAGAUUUCAGGAUGCAAGAUCUUUGUUCUACAACGAGUUUAUUUUGGAUUCAGGAAAUGAUGGCAUGGGAAAUGCAAAAGACAUGGAUCAAUCUCGCAUCUCAGACAUUUAUCAUUUGAAUCAAAAUUUCCGUACUCAUGCUGGUGUUCUCAACUUGUCACAGAGUGUGAUUGAACUUCUGCACAUAUUCUUCCCACACCACAUUGAUAAUUUAAGUCCCGAAACAAGCCUUAUUUAUGGGGCUGUACCAAUUUGGCUUGAAUAUGCAAAUGAUGACAACGCAAUUAUAACUAUUUUUGGCAAAAGCGGUGAAAAAGCUGGUAGGAGUACGAGUGGAUUUGGUGCAGAACAAGUUAUUUUGGUGCAUGAUGAUUCAGUGAGGAAAGAUAUUGCUGAACGUAUUGGAAAACAAGCGCUUGUUCUGACUAUAGCAGAAUGCAAGGGCUUAGAAUUUCAGGAUGUAUUGCUUUACAACUUUUUUGGAACAUCACCAUUAAAGCGUCAAUGCAGAGUUGUUUAUGGGCAUAUGAAGGAACAAAAUCUUCUCGACUCCAACGAUGUGAAAUUUCCAUAAUUUAGCAAGGCGAAACACCAAAUUCUCUGCUCUGAACUGAAGCAAUUGUAUGUUGCUAUCACUCGUACUAGGCAGAGAUUGUGGAUCUCUGAGAAUAUGAAUGAUUUUUCGAAGCCCAUGUUUGACUACUGGAAGAAGUUAUGUCUCGUUCAAGUGAGAGAACUUGAUGAAUCACUUGUUCAGGCAAUGCAGGUUAUGAGCGGCAAAGAGGAAAGGAGUUCACGCGGUAUCAAGUUACUGGAUGAAGGUAAUUACGAGAUGGCGACAUUGUGCUUUGAAAGAGCUGGUGAUUCAUUCUUGGAGAAACUUGCUAAGGCUGCUGGUCUUAGAGCUGCUGGUGUUCACGUGCUUGGUUCUAAUACUGAACUAGCUUCUGUUGCCCUUGUAGAGGCAGCUGAGAUUUAUGAAUCAGUUGGCAAGGCUGAUUUGGCUGCCAAAUGUUUCAUGGAGUUGAUUUCAAAAGAGCAGGUAUGAUUUAUUUGGAGAACUGUGGGGAAUCUAGGCUAGAAGAUGCUGGUGACUGUUUCAGUCUUGCUGGAUGUUGGUCUACUGCAGCUGAUGUGUAUUCUAGGUGUAACUGCUUUUCCAAGUGCUUGCUAGUUUGCACAAAUGGUAAUCUGUUUGAAACCGGUCUUCAGUUCAUAAAGUACUGGAAAGAAAGUUCAAGGCUAAACCCUGAUAUAACUAAAAGUCAAGAUCUGAUAGAUAUGGAACAAAGUUUUCUCAAGAGAUGUGCCCUUCACUAUCAUCAACAGAAUGAUACCAAUAAUAUGAUGAAGUUUAUCAAAGCCUUUAACUCGUUGGACAUGAUAAGAACUUUUUUGAGGUCUCAUGAUUAUCUUGAUGAGCUCGUCCACUUUGAAGCUGGGUCUGAAAAUUCUAUGGAAGCUGCCGCUGUUGCGAGAUUGAAAGGGGAUUGUCUUCUUGAGGCAGAUAUGUUAGAGAAGGCAGGGCAUUUAGAAGCUGCGGCAGAGGUCAUUCUGUUUUAUAGUCUUGGCAAUUCUCUUUGGGCAAAUGAAAACAAAGGUUGGCCCUUGAAAAAUUUCCCGAACAAAGAAAAACUGUUGGCAAAAGUUAAGUUGAUGGCAGAAAACAAAAAUGAUCCUUUUUAUGAAUUCGUUAGUACAGAGACGAGCAUAUUACCAGACGCCAGUAUUGGAUUAUCAGAAAUGAAAGACUGUUUUACUGCUUCACAAAGACUCAAGAGCCUGGGUGGUGAAAUUAUUUCUUUGAGGAAAAUUAUCGACUAUCAUCUAGAUCUAGCACCUUCAGAGUACAUUUGGGUUGAUGAUGUGGUCUUGACAACAAUGGAGCAUGUAGAGAAUUCAAUAUCCAAGAACAAGGUCUCCAUUGAAACAUUAACUUACUUUUGGAAUUUAUGGAAGGAAAAGAUAGUUAACAUAUUGAAUUAUCUUAAUUCUAUUGGAUAAACAAGACUUCGGAAGCUAUGAGAAUUUUUGUUUGGGUUACUUAGGUGUGUAUAAGCAGGAACAUAGCCAAAGUUCCAUAUGCAUUUUGCGGAACAGUGAUGCCUGUUGGAGAAAAGAAAUUGAGGAUCGACUUCUUCGAAAGACCAGAGACCACCUUGGCAUGAAUGAGCACCAAUUUGUGUCUUCUGCACGAAGCUAUUGGCUUUCUGCAUUACAUAGUGUCUGUAUGCACGUGUUGGAGAAGCUGGAAAGCCUCCAUAAAAUUUCUGGUAUGUUUAUGGUUGGUAAUCUUGUUUACCUGGACAUUAAUGGUCCUUUCCGACAAGGAAAAACUGCGCUCAACAGUUACCAAAUUGCAAAAUCAGUAAUUGAGUACAAGAUUUUGGAAAAAAAGUUUCCCGGGGAACUGCUCAAGUGCUUGGAACAUUCCAAGGAGCAUUUUUUGGCUUUAGUUAGUCGGAUGGAUCCGCAAAAUAUUGUGUUAAAAAAUAUGAUGGAUCUAAGACUAACUGAUCUCUCUAAGGAUUUAAUUAAAGAAGUCGCUAUUGCACAAAAGGCAGGUUAACGUAUGUGGAAAUGUGGAAUGUGGUCUUGCAGAUUUUUAUGUUCGGUAAUCUAAGUGAAGAACUUUAUCAAGUUAUAAUACAACGUUCAGAUCUGUCUCCAGCUUAUAAAGAUUUCAUUAAGCAGUUGAAAGAGAGCAAGAUAUCAGGAUUAGCUCGAUUUCUUUGGUCAGCAAUUUUGAAAAAUCAUUACAAGAAAUAUUCAAUUACGACUGGGUGAAAGACCUUGAUGUCAUAUCACCUUCCUGGUUUGUUUAUUUUCUUGAACGUCUUCUUUUCUUGGUUUCAUCAUGGCAUAGUUGUUUUUUCACAGUAAAAUCUUCUGUCUGCGAAACAAUUCCCUGGUGGAAUCUAAGAUGCAAUUCGAGCUCUUUAUCAGUAGCUGACUCGAAAGUUUUCUUGACGAGGUCUUUCGAUUUUAUAGCUCCAAGAUCAAAGAAAUUUUUUCAAGAAAGUUAGAUUGGCUUUGGGUGAUUGGUUCUGACAGAGUGACUGCUUACCCUUUUCUAGUCUUGAAGUUGGUUGUCUUGGUUGCUUUAAUUUGUUUGAAUUCUGGACAUCACUUCGAUUUGCUGUACAGUCUACUCCGUAGGUACGAUAUAAAAAACGUAUUCCCGCCUGGGUUUGUUAAAAUCCUCAAGGAAAGAGGCAAAAUGCCUUUUGAUAAGUUGCUUGCUGAAUCCCUUGAAACAUUUGGGGAUCCUUUGGUCUGUUUGAGGUCAGGAGAUAUUCAGAGAGAAUGUUCGAGCCACAAUGUCAUUGAGAUAGAUGUGGGUUUGAUUCACUCCAGAGAAGACAUGAUGGGAAUACUAUAUCCAAACAACUCAGAAUGCGACAGAAAUGAUAAAAUGGAAAAUGGAAGUCCAAGUGAUGGGAAUGUUUCUUUCCCCAAUAUUGACCAUACGAGUUGUGCCAAAUGUCUAACCGAGCCUGAUGAUGAUAUGCCUAAUUACACUAUAGAAAUGGCAGAAUUAGAGACUGAAGAAGAGAAACUCGAUGUUGAGAGUUUCGGGCAGUUGUUUAGGAAUGUAUCCCGUGUUUAUAUGUUUUCGAAAAGAAUUUUUUGGGGCACCGACUUUCAGACUUGCAAACCACAGAUAAAGUUGGAUAUUGUCAUUCGUCUUCUAGGAACUAUUCAUCCAUUUCGUAAAGAUGAACUAU
This is a messenger RNA of Papaver somniferum (opium poppy), 8309 nucleotides long. RefSeq names its product probable helicase MAGATAMA 3. The transcript has 12 exons. Bases 1456 to 2670 code for a protein of 404 amino acids. The record is from RefSeq and is a predicted model, not a curated record. Gene Ontology annotation, molecular function: helicase activity. NCBI's taxonomy places the organism in Eukaryota, Viridiplantae, Streptophyta, Magnoliopsida, Ranunculales, Papaveraceae.